GACCGUUUGACCUUCAAGUGUUCAGUAGCCUCCUUCAGCGGACGAUUCCACUGAAGCGUUGCUCACUUUGUGUUCACAUGUAAAAUGCUGCGUAGUGGGAUAACAUUAGUGAGACACUUACGUUCCGUAAUAAGACUGCAAUUGCCGAGUUGCGGAAUUUCGCCCAGUUAUCAAAGGUUACUGUCAGAUUUAGUAUCUGGAUGUGAUCCCGAAAGAUGUCGUAGCCCUACCAAAUAUCCAUCAAAUGUUUCUGAAAUCAAAUAUUUCUUGCAAAAUUACAAGGUAGAAGCAGUUGCUAUUAAAUUAGAAGAAUUCGAACCAGCAGUACUCAGUAUCUGGGAUGAGAUCCUUGAAAUUGGUGAUAUUGCUUUAGUAGAAAAAUACUUAGAAGUGAGAAUCAAUUUAGGAAUGAUCUUUAGUGCGAACAAUGUUUUGGCUUGUCUUGAGAAGGCGAACAUGAGUCCUAGCGAGCGCGUUUUCGGAGCUUUCAUUCGUCAAAGUUGUGUUGCUGGAGAUAUUAAGCAGGCAAAAUCACACUUGCGAUCGCUAAGGGAGUCUAGGUUCAUUCCUAGCUCUCAUACGUUUUCCCAUUUUCUUCAUGGUUACGUUAAAGCUGGGUUGCUCAACAGGUUAGUUUCUUUACAAGAAAAGUUGUCAGUUAUCGGUUUAUGGCCAUCGAGAAUCGGGUAUGAAGGUAUCUUAUCUGCUUAUGCCGAUCUUGGGGACAAAAGUAAUUUGAUGAAAACUCUCGAUGAAGCCCUCAUUGUUCUUCAGCCAGUAAAAACAGUCGAAACUAAACAAAUAAAUUCUGAUGUAUUUCCUCCGUCAUUUAUCUUUGAUAUUUACGUGAAGCUCGUUUGUUCACAAAAAGACCCCAGUGCAACAUGUUGCGAAAUAUUGACAAAAAUGCCUUUUUCGCUUAGUUCAAACACUUUUGCAUUGGAUGCAGUCAGAAUUCUUCUAGCACAUGGGCGUCUUGCAGCUGCUCUAGAGGUUUUCAAGAUGAUGGAUUUAAAGAAUAUAGAUAACGCUUAUUUGAUUUCAUUACUUCGUUUUGCUGUUCAUGGCGGUUUGAGUGAAGAAGAUCUGGAACCAUUCUGGAAAAUUUCAGCUCGUGAUGAGUCACACCUUCAAACGCUCGUCAAUAAAAGUAAAUCUUAUUUUGAACGAAACGUUCCACAACAAUCUGGAAAUUUUGCAAACGAAAUGAAGAACCUAGAAGGUACUACUUGUUCGCCUAGGAGUCUAUCUGAUCUUGAACCUUUAUUAUCGAUUCAUAAUGUUUCCGAUCCUGUUCUACACGCCUGUGCUUUAUUUCGUGAAAAUCUGUAUCUUAAACGAUUAUUUCGUGUUGAUGAUAUUGAACAUAUUUUCUGGAAUGUCGUUAAAAAAAAUUCGCUUAGCGAUAUACCUCGCUCAAUCAAAGCGCUUAUUGGUCUGUUCCUAUUAACAAAAGAUUAUGAUGGUUUCAAAAAAUUCUUUUAUCGUAUUGCAUCUGAUUUACCCGAAAAUGCACAUCUUUUCCUCAACCGAAAUACGGUUAAAGCAUUAUUAACUGAACAUGUUCAAGAGAAUUGGGAUUUUCUAGAGUCUGUUUUGAGAUCAAAAUUUAUUCCGGAUGGAAUUGCUUGUCAAUGUAUUCGUGGAAUGGAAGACCUACGUCCUAUGCAUCCGGUACUUAAAGAUCAUGUUGAACCUUCAUGGAUUUCAGAAUUAUUACUUCAUCGUUUACAAGAACAUGAGUAUUCAAAAAGAUCGAAAAGUCUUCAUUGGAUUAUUUCAAGUUUCUGCAAGUCUAAUUCAGCUGAUAUUAUUUAUUCAUUACAACAAAAAGUAUUUGAACAUGGUUAUUUGAUAUUACCUGAAACAAUGAAAUCAAUAAUUGCUACACCUUAUCUUAUUCAAGGUAAUCUAUUAGAACAUCGUCAUUUGUGUUUUAGAAAUCAUGAAUUAACAAGUCAUUAUCCUGUCAAUUUAAACAAUAAAGAUAAUUUGGAUGCAUUGAAACAAUUGGAUUCAAUUAUUCAAAUCUCAUCGACUUCAAGUACUGAGGAAAUUGUUGAUAUGACUGUGAAUUGGUUAACAAAUCAUAUUCCAUGCCAUUUAUUCAAAACACCAAUUGAUCCAUUAACUUGUGAUAUACCAACUUGGUUAAUUAUUUGUCAACGAUUAUUACAAGAAGGUUCAACGUUUAAAGAACCUACUAAUUGGAUGUAUUUAGCUUUGAAAUGGCUUGAACAAACUAGUAAUACACCUGAUUUCUUGGAUUGUUUCAAAGAUUGGUUCAAUUAUGCACCGAAUAAAAGUACUUCUACAUCAUUAUUAAUUGCUGGUCUUAUUCAUCCGAAGUCUCGAGAAUGGGCUCUGUCGGUUCUAUCGGAGAGAAACGAUGCAAUAUACGAUAUUAUUGUUUCUGAUUCUCUUUAUCACCUUUCUGACGAAAAUCAAAGUUCUUUAGCGGAAAUUAUCUCAGGAUUUGGCAAGACAAAUACAUUGGCAGUUGCACUUCAAUUAUUCAAAAAUGGUUUUGAAGCUCCCACUUUACAAUACAUUAUUAGUAAAUGGCCUGGAGACGAAUACAUAAAUGAGCUUGUUCGAUUGUCUGUAGCAAAGACUAGUUGGAUUACUCCAAUGGCAGAUUUUAUAUCAGAACACUAUCCUGAUAAAAAGUUAACGUUUUAUAACAAUCUUUUAACUGUGUUGAGAACAAAUUCAUAUUGUCAAGAUACUUUGAUUUUGGUUUACAAUUUUACUCAUAAUUCAAUAUCACAAUUAGAUCCUAUUAAUAGAUGGAUCUUGGAUACAAUUUCAAAAUUGAAUAACUUUUCUAAAGUGAAACUAUCGUCCAGUGAUUUGCGUAAUGUUUUAUCAGAUACUGGGUUAUCGUCAAAUGUAGUUUCGAAAGACCUUUGUGCAGCGAUCAAUAAUUCGAAAUAUCAAAUCCUUGUUGAAUCAUUGAAAAGUAUGGAUGAAAAGACAUUGGAUAUUGUCGUGCCUUUUGUAAUAUACUUUAUACUGAUAAACAAAGGCAUUACUGAGUUAUAUCAACUACUUCAUUUUACAUCAUGUAUUAAUGAAAGGAAGUUAUUAUCUAUGUUUUGUAAAUAUUUUCAACCAUUCAUAAAAUAUAAUCUAAAGUAUUGUAUCCUUUCACAAGGACAAUACUUAUUUACCCAUUUACGCCUGAUACUCCCAGAAAGACAAUACUAUGAUGGGGAUUCAUUAGAUUGGUUAUCAAUGACUGGUAUGCAAUUUUUCGAACUUAGAGCAUUAUCGAUUAGACAAAAGAGUUAUUUAACAAUGAAAACAAAUGAGUAUUCUACGGAACUGUCACCUAAAAUGCCUGUAGCUGAUGUUGCUCAAUUUCUUGUUGAUCAAAAGUGUGAUGAAUAUUUGGGACAUACCUUAGAAUUAAUAGGACGAUUGUGGGAUUUGUCAAGUAGAAUAAUUUUAUUGCAUCACCUUGCGAAUCUUGGAUCUGUAUCUUUAUUCAAACGUAUUUUCUCAUCUUUACCUAAACAAGAUCGGGAAAUGUUUUAUCCAUUAAAAUUUGUUGCUUAUAUAAUACAAAUUUUUUCAAGUUCUGGCAAUACUGGUAUGCAAAAUGCGGAAGAUAUAAAUUUUGCUAUUCAAAGCCUAACAGAUUUACCAUCUGAUCAAUUAGCCACUAUUAUUUGCAGUCCACAUAUGGAUACUUUGUUUCAAUGUUGGCCUGCUAAAUAUAUAAGAAGCUUGAUUACCAUUGUAAAUAAAAUAUCAGAAAAUGGUAAUAGCUCAAUCAGUUCACAGUUAGCCGGAGUUUUAGUCAAUCGUGGAUUAUAUAAUGACAUUGGUCGUUUGACCAAGGUAAGUAAUGUUGUUGUCGUUUUAUUCUUGAUGCCUCAACAGCCGGUCAUCACGUUAGACAUAGCGUAUUAUCUGACAAUGCUCACAAGCUCUUCUCUCUCAUACACACCAAAAAAUGUAAGUAAAGACAGUAAGUAAAGCAACAGCACACUGAGCACCAACUUAAUGACACUUGAUGGAGAAACACGGAGAGAGGUGACAUGUUUCGCGUACAUGACAUAGUCAGUAUCACCGCUAUACAAGGGGGAUCUGAUACAAAUAUUACGGCACGGAUAGGCAAAGAGAUGGCAGCACUUAUACAACUGAACAAUAUAUGAAACUCAAAACAACUAUCAGUCAUUAUUAUAUUCAUAAUUCUCAAUACAAACGUCAAGACAGUUCUAUUGUACGGAGUUGUAACUUUGAGAACUACCACAAACAUAAUCAAAUAUGUACAAGUAUUUGUAAACAAUUAUCUACGAAAGAUACUUAUACUCAAUAUCCGUUGACCGGAUACCAUCAGCAACAGCGUACUGUGGGAGAGAACAAGUCAGCUUCUAUCUAAACAGGAAAUUGGGUACAGUCUCUUGAGGUGGAUAGGACAUACAUUGGGGAAUUCAUCAAACCGCAUCAUGAGGUAGACGCUAACUGGGAAUCCUCAAGGUGAAAGGAGAAGAGGAAGAGUAAGGGACAUAUUGUGUCUGGAAUCGGAAGCAGACAUGGAAAUAAUGAAUAGUAAUUGGAAACAGCUGGAAAGGAUUGUUUGGGACGGAGUUCGAUUGACAAUGCUGGUGGGUGACCUAUGUUCCUUCACUUUUCAGACCACUAAUUCCGCUUAUGGUAUAAACCCUAAAUUAAUUUCCUACACCUCAUUUGCAGUAAUAUAUAAACUGUCGAUUUUUUGCCUUUAUAUCUUUAGAUCAGUAAGCGCAUACCGCCCAUAUUUUUGGCUGGUAGCUCUCAAUCUCCUCUAACGGAAUCAUCUUUUCUAUCAACAUUGGAAUUUAUGAAUACCCAUGAUCCUGAACAUAUUUCCGAAUUUUUGGAUCAUUGUAAGCGUAACGCAGAAAUAUAUUCUUCACAUAAACAGAGCAAUACUUUAAUAGAAGAUAACUGUAGAUAAAAAUUCUUAGUGACCACAACCAAUUAGACGUCAUACUCUCUCUUUCUCUCUCUCUCUUGACUAAUAUCAAGGAAUUAAAAGAGAAAGACUAUUGUACAAAAUAGAAUAUAUUUUUUCAUAUUUGAAUAUAUAGUUUUUUG
Molecule: messenger RNA, 5088 nt
Organism: Schistosoma rodhaini
Lineage: Eukaryota; Metazoa; Platyhelminthes; Trematoda; Strigeidida; Schistosomatidae
Source: the annotation of a GenBank genome assembly